AUGGAAAAGAAGAUAAUUGAAUUCAUUUAGGAUUGUCAAACUAAUAUUGGAAAUUGCUAAGAUCUUUCUUAAAUGGAAGAAAUAGUUCAUCAACUUAUCUCAAUUGUUUGUAUGAGUUAUUAUAAUAUUCAAGACUUUCUUAUUGAAUAAGGACAAUAAACUUUUGAAGAGGAAAAAUAAAAAUAUUAGACUCUAAAUUAAGAGUUUUUUAACUUAUAAGAUCUCUAUAAAGAAGCAUUAUAGGAAAUUGAGGCACUCAAAGUCCACCAUAAAUAAGAUGUGGAGGAAUUCUCAAUAAUAGAGGAUAGAUUGAUAAAAUAAGAAUACUUCAUUGAAAAGGAGAAGGAUGAAUAACUUUAUAAAAUGAAAUCAAGCACAAAUGAAAUGAUGAAAUCAUUGAGAAUUCAAUAAUUUUAAUUAGAAAAUGUAAAAAAAUAAAAUGAAGACCAGUAAAUGGAGAUAAAAGAACUAAAGAAACUAUUAGUACAACAAUAAUAGUCCGAUAUUGCACCUGCCGCUGUUCAAGAAGAAUCUAACCUACAAACAUAACUAAUUAUUAAGGGAAUAACAAGUAGAUCUUCUUGUGGAAGUGUUAAAAUAAAAUAAUAAGGAAGUUGUUCAAGCAUAGAAUUAAAUCAGCAAUCCAUUUAAAAAGAAAAUGUUUAAACAGAAAAUUGCUCUUAAACCAUUCUAUGUGGAAGUAGUCUUAAAGAAUCUGGUCAUAUUAUGAAAUACACUCAUUGUCAUUCUAAAAAUUAAAGCAUAAAUUGGGUUAAGUUAGCCACAAUUGCUUAAACACAAUAAUCUAUAUCAUCCAACAGUGACGAUGAAGAUUCAGUCUGCCAAAAGUCUGUACGGAGGUUAUCGAAAGAUUUGAGCACUGGAUACGAGCCCUUUUUAUUUGGCAGCAGAAACCCAUAUAAGGAUUAUUAUACUUUGGUAAUUUAGAUGAAUAUUUCCUAGAUAAGCCAAUCAGUCAAAUUGAACCUAAAUCAGACCAAAUAUUAUGUUGUAAAUGUAGACAUGCUCUACGAUUAAUUUUUGGCUGAAGGUGUUCCAUUCCAUAAAUGGUAUAACAAAAUAAAAGAUUAUAUUUUAAGAUAAGUGGUAUGA
Messenger RNA from Paramecium octaurelia, 1113 nucleotides. Lineage: Eukaryota; Ciliophora; Oligohymenophorea; Peniculida; Parameciidae. The record is from the annotation of a GenBank genome assembly.